GGCAAAACAAAAGUAGAAGAAGAAGAACGGCUCUACCAUAAAGAAAAACGUAUCCAAAAUGUCGGAGUACGCAACUGUCCAGAAAAGUUCCCUGAAAUUAAAAGGCGUUGGAAGCGUUUCAGCUGGGAAAAAGAAGAAGAAGAAGGAUAAAGAGAGUAAACAUCGCUUGGAGCAGGUCAGCAUGACCAAUCAAAAUGACGAGGAGGUGAAAACCAAGAAAGCCUAUGUUGACAAAAGGACACCAGCACAAAUGGCUUUUGACAAGAUGCAAGAGAAGAGGCAAAUGGAGAGGAUUUUAAACAAAGCUUCAAAGACGCACAAGCACAGAGUCGAGGAUUUUAAUCGCCAUCUGGACACCCUGACGGAGCAUUAUGAUAUUCCCAAGGUCAGCUGGACCAAAUAGAAGAGGACAUGUUCACUUUUUUUUUUUCUUUUCUGUUUUUUUGGACAAAAAUCUUGAAAUGUAUAUCUGUUCUUUGCUAAUCGUGUACAAUUACAAUUACAGUUUGGUUAGUGGCAUUCAUUUAUUUAUUUUUUGCCAUUUCUGAAGAAGAAUAAAGAAAAUGAGGAAAUAUAGUUUGUAUAUGCUUUCUUUUAUCUAAUACACUGUGUAGUUUGUUCCUGGUGACAUCAUUUUAUGACUUUGUGUAUCUGUUGAUGUUUUUUCUUAAAAUGAAAUACUAGGGUGUAAGUAAUCUAAAGAAAACUGAAGAUAUGCUUUAGAAUUCUUAUAUUGUCAUCAGACCUGGAAUACAGGACAAGGUACUGUAGUCCAUUGAAUUAUGGGAUUGGCACAUGUGACACUUGACUUGGAAGUUCCAAAACUAUAGCAACAAGUGAUUCGACAAAGCACUGCAUUGUUGAUGAAACGGAUUGACAAGCCCAAGUAUCAAACACAAUUAUGUGAAGUUUAGUAUAGCGUUUUAUCUUUUGAAAUACCUAAUGCAAAUCCAGUUAAAAAACACACAUACUCUUAGCCCAGGUUUGUGCAGAUGUGACAAAACUUUAUAUUUUUUCUUUCCCUAUGUUUCUUUCUUUGGAGUAAACUUGGUAACACCUGUAACAGGCUGCAUCAAACAACAACAAAAAUAUUAUUACACCGUAAGAGAGGGUUUGCUCAUAUAAUUGUACAGAACCUCUUGUUGAAAUAAAUGUCUCUGUUUUGUAGUGAA
This is a messenger RNA of Solea senegalensis (Senegalese sole), 1172 nucleotides long. It is a transcript of the gene fam32a, whose product is annotated as family with sequence similarity 32 member A. Gene Ontology annotation, cellular component: nucleolus. Lineage: Eukaryota; Metazoa; Chordata; Actinopteri; Pleuronectiformes; Soleidae. The record is from RefSeq and is a predicted model, not a curated record. Bases 59 to 403 code for a protein of 114 amino acids. The transcript has 4 exons.